AUGGCUUCGCGACCUACCGUCUCUAUCAUCGGCAAAGAUGGUGCUCCCACUGGAGCUACCCACGCCAUUCCCGCCGUCUUCACCAGCCCGAUCCGACCGGACAUUGUCCAGCAGGUUCACACCGGUAUCGCUAAGAACAAGCGACAGCCUUAUGCUGUGAGCGAGAAGGCCGGUCACCAGACCUCUGCCGAGUCUUGGGGAACUGGUCGUGCUGUCGCCCGUAUUCCCCGUGUUUCUGGUGGUGGUACUCACCGUGCUGGUCAGGCUGCCUUCGGUAACAUGUGUCGUUCCGGUCGCAUGUUCGCCCCUACCAAGAUCUGGCGCAAGUGGCACAUCAAGGUCAACCAGGGUCAGAAGCGAUACGCCGUCGUCUCUGCUCUCGCUGCCUCCGCUGCCGUUCCCCUGCUCCAGGCCCGUGGCCACCAGGUCAACUCCGUCCCUGAGGUUCCUCUGGUUGUCGACUCCGCCGUCUUCGAGGGUGCUGCCAUUGCUAAGACCGCUGCUGCUUUCGGUCUCCUGAAGGCUGUUGGUGCUGGUCCCGAUAUCGAGAAGGUCAAGGGCUCCAAGAAGCUCCGUGCUGGUAAGGGCAAGCUCCGUGGCCGACGCCACCGCCAGCGACGUGGCCCUCUUGUCAUCUACGACCCCGAGACUGAUGGCAAGGAGCUCGUCACUGCUUUCCGCAACAUCACUGGUGUCGAGACCUCCCCCGUCACCGCUCUCAACCUCCUCCAGCUCGCCCCUGGUGGUCACCUCGGCCGCUUCAUCGUCUGGACCUCUGCUGCCUUCAAGGCCCUUGACGAGAUCUACGGUUCCACCACUGAGGCCUCUGCCCACAAGCGUGACUUCCUCCUCCCCUCCAACGUUGUCUCUCAGGCCGAUCUUACUCGUCUGAUCAACAGCUCUGAAAUCCAGAGCUCUCUCAACGCUCCCAAGGGCGAUGCUGUCACCCGCCGAUCUGCUGUCCAGAAGAAGAACCCUCUUAAGAACAAGCAGGUCAUGCUUCGCCUGAACCCUUAUGCCUCCGUGUUUGCCCAGGAGGCUCAGAAGAAGCAGAACUAA
Fusarium tjaetaba is the source of this 1059-nucleotide messenger RNA. Its product is annotated as 60S ribosomal protein L4-B. Gene Ontology annotation, biological process: translation. Lineage: Eukaryota; Fungi; Ascomycota; Sordariomycetes; Hypocreales; Nectriaceae. Gene Ontology annotation, cellular component: ribosome; cytosolic large ribosomal subunit. The transcript is spliced from 3 exons. Gene Ontology annotation, molecular function: RNA binding; structural constituent of ribosome. The record is from RefSeq and is a predicted model, not a curated record. Bases 1 to 1059 code for a protein of 352 amino acids.